AAUUCCAAAUCAGUAAAUAGAAAAUUGGUACGAGGUACCGAAUUAAAAUCUUUUAAAUGUGUCUUUUAAAUACGCAACUUAUUAAAUAAUAUCUAUCUACAAUAUUGUUUUAAACCAAAUAGUGGUAAUUUUUCGCACCAGAUCCAUAUUUGUAAAAGUGUUCAAUUUUAAAUAUAAAUUUACCAAUCUAUGCUGCUCGUAUCUUUUUCCAAUAAAAUACUAAAUACCUUCCUCAUUUUCGAAUAUUUACUUCUUCUUAAAAUUAUACAAUUUAUCAUAUAAAAUUGAUGUGUUUAAGUGGUACCUAUAUAGUGUCCUUGUAAGUUUAAAUCCUUGGAAAAUGUCCCUGGGCGUAACCUCGUAUCGGGGUUGAAGGCUGUGCUAAGUGAAAAUGUUAUUUUUCUUAUACUUUUAAAAAGUUGUACUAGAAAAAUUAAUAAAUAAUGGCAGAAGACGAAGUGCUUUUCGACGAUGUGUAUGAACUUUGCGAAAUCAUUGGCAAGGGUCCAUUCAGUCUUGUUAGACGCUGUGUGCACAGACAAACCGCUCAGCAAUUUGCAGUGAAGAUUGUUGAUGUUGCCCGUUUUACAGCAAGUCCUGGAUUGAGCACUGCAGAUUUAAAGCGAGAGGCAACAAUAUGCCAUAUGUUGAAGCAUCCACACAUUGUGGAACUCUUAGAAACCUACAGCUCUGAAGGAAUGCUUUACAUGGUCUUUGAGUAUAUGGAUGGAUCUGAUCUUUGUUUCGAGGUGGUCCGAAGAGCAACUGCGGGAUUUGUCUACAGUGAGGCGGUUGCAUGCCAUUAUAUGCGUCAGAUCCUUGAAGCAUUACGCUACUGUCAUGAAAAUGACAUAGUCCAUCGUGAUGUCAGGCCGCACUGCGUGCUACUCGCUGGAAGAGACAACUGUGCCCCAGUUAAACUUGGUGGAUUUGGCGUCGCUGCCCAACUGCCCACGCCUACUGCCCAUCGAGCUCCACCAGAACUGGUGAUGGACAAUCGGCCCCUAGUGGGUCCAAUGGGCCAAGCCUAUCUCAAAUCAGACGAGUAUGGUCGUAUUGGUACUCCUCACUACAUGGCGCCAGAGGUGGUGUCAAGCCAGUUGUAUGGCAAACCCGUGGAUGUAUGGGCCGCUGGUAUACUUCUCCAUGUUUUGCUGGUCGGAUAUCUGCCCUUCACCGGAACAAGGGAACGAUUGUUUGAAGCUAUAUGCCGUGGGAGGUUGAGAUUUGAUGCACCCCUCUGGGAGGACAUAAGUGACGCAGCCAAAGAUCUUGUUCAACGCAUGUUAACUGUUGACCACACUCAGAGGAUCAAUAUACAAGAAGUUCUUAAUCAUCGGUGGAUAAGGGACCGCGACAAGCAAAACCGCAUCCACCUUGCAGCCACAGUUGAAGAGCUGAAGAAAUUCAACAGUCGCCGACGAUUGAGGGCAGCGACUCUCGCUGCUGCAUCAGUGGAAGAUGAAGAGGAGGAAGAACAGCCGUCGAGAAGACAGGUGCUACUGGAAGAGGCCAAUGCAGCAGCGGUCAAUCUGUUAGUUGAAUCCCUGGAUGAUGUGGCUGUACUGCAAGAUGGCCCUGUGGUCAUGGACCCUGAUCUCUUUCAUAGCGUCCUCGAUGAUCUGCAGUUACGCGCUUUGUUAGAGGUCUAUGACCGUAUAGCGUGUACGGUAGUAGUCACGAGCGGACGUGCACCCGCAGCCGAUGGCCGUGCACGUGCACGCGCCGCGUUGGACGCCGCUUCCCGCCCACGCGCCGCAACCGCUCCCGCCGGCGCUGCACCCGCGACUGCAGCCGCUAUACACGAGUUGCGACGGGUGCUGGCUUCUCCAUAUGUCAAGGCUCUACUACAAGCUCACGAUGUGGUCGCGCGCGAAGUGUACGGAGAGGAGUCACUUCGCGCGUCUCCACCGCCUGUCAACGGCCGCGCACCGCAGGCCACAGAAGAUGAGGAGGACACAGAGCCCGAAUUCGAGAACGUGACCAGAGUACGACUCGUUCAAUUCCAGAAGAACACUGAUGAACCGAUGGGUAUAACACUGAAGUUGGCGGACGAUGGUCGAUGCAUUGUGGCCCGGAUAAUGCACGGAGGGAUGAUCCAUCGGCAGGCAACUCUCCACGUCGGAGAUGAGAUCAAGGAGAUCAACGGAACACCCGUCGCUAACCAAUCGGUCGCGCAGCUUCAAAGAAUGCUGCGCGAAGCGAGAGGAUCCGUGACAUUCAAGAUAGUUCCCUCAUACCGUUCCGCGCCUCCACCAUGCGAGCUAUUCCGGAUAAAGCCUUCGCCCGUUCUAAUUUUCGUCAGAGCGCAAUUCGACUAUGAUCCAUUGGAAGAUGAAUUGAUACCUUGCGCUCAAGCGGGAAUAGCUUUUACUACAGGAGAUAUUCUACAAAUUAUUAGCAAGGAUGAUUCACACUGGUGGCAAGCUCGAAAGGAUGCCUCGGGUGGUUCGGCUGGUCUCAUACCAAGUCCUGAACUUCAAGAAUGGAGAGCUGCUUGCGCCGCUGCAGAGAAAUCUAAUACUGACCAAGUUGGAGCUGACGGAUGCGUCUCUCACACCGACGGAUGUGAGAAUACAGUAAACUGUUCAAUAUUCGGUCGGAAGAAGAAACAAGCUAAAGACAAAUACUUAGCAAAACAUAACGCUGUCUUCGACCAACUCGAUGUGGUGACUUAUGAGGAAGUCGUUAAAUUACCAACGUUCCAACGCAAAACUAUAGUACUUCUGGGAGCACACGGAGUAGGACGCCGUCACAUAAAGAACACGCUUAUUUCUCGUCAUCCGGACUUGUACGCCUACCCAAUACCACAUACUACACGCCCCCCGAGAGCUGACGAAGAGAACGGAAGACAUUAUUACUUCGUGUCCCACGACGAAAUGAUGGCAGACAUCGCGGCUAAUGAGUAUUUAGAAUACGGCACACACGAAGACGCAAUGUACGGCACGAAACUGGAAACAAUACGUCGAAUCCACUCGGAACGACGUAUCGCUAUUUUGGACGUUGAGCCUCAAGCGCUUAAAAUCUUACGCACUGCGGAGUUCGCUCCUUACGUCGUGUUCAUUGCUGCACCGCCUCUCAAUAACGUUGCUGAUUACGACGGCUCGCUAGAAGUACUAGUACGCGAGUCCGAACAGUUGCGUCGGACGUACGGGCACUAUUUCGACCUGUCCAUAGUGAAUAAUGACAUUGACGACACUUUGGCCCAGCUCGAAGCUGCGUUGGGUCGUUUGCGAUCCACUCCCCAAUGGGUCCCCGUCUGCUGGGUGUAUUGACCAACCGACUGCUAUUUGUGAAUGGACGAAUUCCGAUUUUAAGUUCACCGAUAUGUUGACGGCCCAUCGCCGAAUGGACCGUCGAAAUGACAGUGAACUUGCGCUUGCGACGUAUAACGGAACGUAUUUUUGACGUUUGUGUUGGAUUGUUUUAUCUUGAGAUAAUUUAGAGAUUUUUAAUUUAGUUUUAUAGGGUUUUUUGUGAUAAUCUUUUAUUUAUUUGUAUUUUUAUUGCGUUUUAAAACGUUCCGUUAUAAUGUGGAUUGAAUAAAUGUUACAGAGACAGUUAAAAAAAGGUUGUUAAAAGUAAUGGAUACUUGAAUAUUUCGAAGUGUUAAAUCAAAUGUUUUUUUCGUUACUUUCAAAUUUAUAACAUGAAUGUUCUCAGCAAAGUUAUAUUGCUUAUAAAGUAAAAUAAACGUAAAAAAUUUAAUUGAUUACUAAACGAGCAUCUAAAGUUCGAAAAUCGAACAUUUUUUUUUAAUUUAAAUAUCUGAUAGUUUCAGAACAAGACCUGGCUGUAUGGACUAAAGUCCUUUGCCUUUCCCAUAAGGGAUAAAUUAAUAUCAUCAUCUGAACGUUUCAGAAAAAAUUGCUCAAAAUAUUAAAUGGCACAGAUAACAGCGAAUUUUUCUGUUGAAUUGUUAAUCUGUUUUUAAAUAAAUUCACGAAUUAUUAGACGUAACAUGUAUUUGAGAAAAUAUUGUGGUAUUGAAAAGACAUUCUAGAUACUUAAUCCUAUAGUAUUAUUUAUUAUAGAUUAAAAUGUGUACUUAAUACAUAAAAACAUUGCAAGGUUUUGCACAUAGAAAGAGACACCCAAUGUUUUGUAGAAGGUUAUCUCUGUCACGCAUCAUACAUGUAAACUUCUAAAAUAACAAUGUAGUUUUAGACUCGGAAUCUGUAUUAGGAACGCCGGCGCUGAAAGGCUUUUUGAUCGAAUUUACUAGAACCACUGUCGCCGCUUUGAGCCCCACUAUAAUUUCGGCAAAGCCAUUGGUCGGUUAAUCCCGUGAGAGCUUUUCGUAGCAUUUAUCCCUCAUUCAAAUUGACUGGCAGGUCUCUUUGAUCUUUAAUGAAAAAAUUAGGUUCAUGUGAUAGAGAUAGCGCUACUGCAAUAUGAAUCAGUUCCAAAAAAAACAAUAUUUUUGGAAAUUCCGAUUUCGAAUACCGCGUAAAGGCUUUUUGCAAAACUAGCGACUUCAAUUCGAGCUCAAUUUUGCUACAGACUACUAAAUAUUAUAUGCAGUCUUCGUAAUAUUGCUUAUCUUCUCACCAAAAUGUGCCAAAAGUAUCGGCGUAUUCGAGCACGAUUUUAACAUUUCAACCGAAAAAAUGUGAAAAUCAAAUGAGUUUUAGAUCAAUGUACAUAAUUUAGUAGGUUAAUUAGAUAAAAAACUAAAUCUUUAGAGAGUAGCGGAUGUUUACUUCGAAAAUAAUAUAAGUAUAUCCUAUUAUAGUUAAUGUAUUAAAUGAUGUAUUUCAACUGUCAAAUACAGACAAUCUAAAUCUUUCAAAUAAAUAUCCCACAAUUUAAAGUUUAUUGAUAAAAUCAUUUAGAUUUGAAAAUCGAAUGGGUUAAUUUUUUGAGGUUCUUAAUUUAAAAAUGUUUGGCGCGUUGAAAUUCAUCAAUUCAAAAUAUCACAAAUUGUAGAAUACACAGGGUUGCAAGAAAAUGAAUAUAAGUAUUUAUUCUUUUUAAUUUUAAUGCAGAGGUUUCUUGAACGUAGCUGUUAUUUAUUUCUAAUCAACUUAAUACCUAUUGGGAGUUAUUAUUCUACACAAAUUGUUUUUUGUUUCACUCUUGCACUGCAUUCCUGUACAUAUUAUUAACUUGUAGUGAAUUUUACUCUACAACUCUCACUAUUUCACUAUUUUAUAUUUAAGUAUAAUGUAUAGGUAGAGUAUAUAAAAAAUAACCGUUUUACUGUUGAUAUUUCAACAUUAUCGAGCAGGUGUAUGAAAUAUUAUUUGCUCAAUAAUUCACAUGAAUUUCGACGAUAAAAUUUUGAUAUAGUUAUGUUCAAGUUAUAUCGUAUACAUUUUGAAUCUAAAACUUAGAUAAGUUAUUGUAUUAACAAUAUAUAUAAUAUCUACAUUUGGUAACAAUGCUCGGUGAACUAUUUACAUAUAUGUUCAUAAGUAGUAAUCAUAUUAAAUAAAUAUCUUCAUUAAUGGAUAUAUUAUAUGCAUCUAUUACAGACUUCUCAACAUUUAUUGUCAAAUAUACUAUGUAAUUGCAAAAACACAUUCUGAAAAUUAUACAAUUCAUAAUUCUGUUCUGAAUAUGAAACAACUGUGAGGUCACGACCUUCGGGUGAAUGACCUCUUAAACGCAACUUGGAUGCUAUAAAGAAAAUUAAAAAUACUUGAACUAAGUAACAUAAUAAUAUUAAAUUAACAUGUUUAUGGAUAAGUUCACGGGGUACUUGUUACUUAUAAAAUUAACCAUGUUUUCAUUAGGUUUAUUUGUCUUAAUAUUUGUAGGCUAAAGGGAAUCUAUAGAGAAUGUAUGUAGUUAAAUUAAUCAUAACUGAUAUUGAAUAAUUAAGAUAAUAUUAGUGAGAUGCGAUGAAUGAAAGUCAUUUAAUAAUUUGUUUCAUAUAUUUUAGUGUUGCUAUAUUUAAAAUUAUUUUAUGUCUUCAUGUAGUGUAAGCACAUACCUACCAACGCAAUGUUUAUUUCUAUUACAAAUGUAUCAUAAUAUUUUAAUGUUAUUCAUCGGUUGUUUUACAUAGAUUUUACUUCUAUUGAAAUUUUUAUUGGAGCUUCUUUAUCAAUAAUUAGGUGUACGUAUAUAAAAUAUCACGUACGAGUGGAAUUAAGUACACGUACUCAUUGAUAAAGUGGCCAUAGUCAAUAAUAAAGUUAUGAAAUCAAUGUUUAUAUAGUACAUUAAAAUAUUUUACUUAUUUAGAUAAAUCAUUUCUUGCAAAGCAUGAUUUUUAUUACAGAGUUAAGUAGAGUAAAGAGAUGAGUCACAGACUACAAUUAGGUUUUUUUAACUGUGAAUUUAUGUGAGUUUAUGUGAUAUGUCCGUACACAAAAGUUAAAGGGCGGUACUCACUUACGAUAGUAAAAAAGCGCCCUUAUUAAUUGAUAUAUCUUGGCUUUUUGUUCAUAUAAUUUUAAUUGUAAUGUUUUAGUAUGAUUCAUUUCUCUUGACGUCCGUUUUAUUAAAAUUCGUGCAACUUAUGCGUAGUGAUUAAACUUUAGUACCAGACUUUUUCAAAAUGGCGUCGAGAAAAUUGGAUCGUGUGUCAUCCAUUCGCCCACCAAAUACAUUCCAUCGUCUUUCUUAUAGAUAGAAUAGAAGAAAUUAUUUUUAAUUAUAGUUAUUUUUAAAUUAUUUUUUGUCAUUUGUUAAUAUUUAUCUUAACAUCCUUCUAUUAUUAUAUCCAAAGAAAAUUAAAAUUGAACGUUUAAUCAGAGAGAAACUAAUAUUGCAAUAAAUUUAAUAGUUACCUAUUAAUUUUAAUUGAUAGUUGAUUGUAAAGCCAGAAUUGUUGAAUUUAACUUGGCUCUUGAGUCAUUUUAUCUUUGAUCUGGUUCAACGUGCAAUGAUCGAAAAUUGUAAGACAAUUAAAAUAGAUUUUUGUUUCAAUUACAACUAAUGACGACUGAAGUAAAAUCUUAUUAUAACUGUUAAAAUUUAAUAAAUCGCACAAAAUA
This is a messenger RNA of Pieris rapae (cabbage white), 6947 nucleotides long. It is a transcript of the gene CASK, whose product is annotated as peripheral plasma membrane protein CASK. NCBI's taxonomy places the organism in Eukaryota, Metazoa, Arthropoda, Insecta, Lepidoptera, Pieridae. Gene Ontology annotation, cellular component: cell-cell junction; plasma membrane. The record is from RefSeq and is a predicted model, not a curated record. The transcript is spliced from 24 exons. The coding region runs from base 444 to 3275 and encodes 943 amino acids. Gene Ontology annotation, molecular function: ATP binding; signaling receptor binding; protein kinase activity. Gene Ontology annotation, biological process: protein phosphorylation; regulation of neurotransmitter secretion.